AUGCUGCAUCGAUAUAUUUCCACGACGUUUUCGCUAGCUAGCCGCUUCUUCUUUUCACAGACGGUCAAGUUGAGUGUUGUGAUGCAGUCGUGUGGCGGCGAGAACGCGGAAGCAGUGCCAACGACCAGGACGGCGCACUCACCGUCGGCCGCCAUGAAGCAACGGGCGUGUUGUGGGUGCUAUUUGUGGAGUUUCGACGAGAGCGUCGGUGGAUCGAGAGAAAGCAUGGGUCUGUUCAAGAACCUGGCCAACUCGCUCGGGAUGAAGAAGCAGGCGGUGCGGAUCUUGGUCGUGGGUCUCGACAACAGUGGCAAGACGACGCUGGUCAACCACCUCAAGCCCAAGAAGCUCCAGUCGCACGAGGUCGCGCCGACCGUCGGAUUCCAAGUCGAAGAGUUCACCAAGUAUAACCUGAGCUUCACUGUGUUUGACAUGUCAGGGCAGAGCCGCUACCGGUCGCUGUGGGAAAACUAUUACUCGGAUGUCCAGGCCAUCAUAUUCGUCAUGGACUCGACCGACUCCAUUCGCAUGUGCGUCGCCAAGGACGAGCUGGAGCAGAUCAUCCAGCACAAGGACUUGGCGUCCAAGAAGAUUCCGAUCCUCUUCUUUGCCAACAAGAUGGACCUGGCGCACUCGCUGACGCCGGUCGAGUGCAUGGGUCACUUGGAGUUGGAUAAACUGACCAACAAAACGUGGCAUAUCACGGCGAGCAAUGCCAUCACCGGUCAUGGUGUCGAGGAAGGCAUCCAGUGGCUGGCGGACCAACUGGCCAAGGCCAAGUCGCGAAAGUGACCGCCGUCCCCCUCCACGAGCAUGCGUGCACAUGAACCCAUUCCCAACUAAACAGGUCAAACAAGUACAGAAUCAUGCCGUGUUAUUUUCUCGCGACGUGGUCGGCGUCCACCUCGACGCGGCGGUUGGCGCUGUACCGCAUGCUCUGCGCCCAUGAGUCAAAGUCAAAUGCGUCGUGGAUCAUCCGCACGAGCUCUUCGGCAUGUUCAUGUUCUUUCUCGAUCGAGUCGAUACCCGCGAGCUCGUCGCGUAUCCGUCGGUGGAAUUCAUCGACAGUCCACCCGUGCGUGGUCAGGAAUCGCUCGAGGCG
Molecule: messenger RNA, 1102 nt
Organism: Aphanomyces invadans
Lineage: Eukaryota; Oomycota; Saprolegniomycetes; Saprolegniales; Verrucalvaceae
Exons: 7
Coding region: 1-792 (263 amino acids)
Biological process (GO): intracellular protein transport; protein localization to cilium; cilium assembly
Cellular component (GO): axoneme; cytoplasm
Molecular function (GO): GTP binding; GTPase activity
Source: RefSeq, a predicted model, not a curated record